GUUUCUUUUUGUAAGUAUUCAACUGGUUCGUCCUCUUAUAGGUGGAGGGUAAUAGGGGAAGCACUUUAACUGCCUUUUCGCCCACCUCAUAAGAAGCCGGAAGAUGCAGCCACGGAUGUGGGUUUGGCUCCACCGUUGCACAAAAGAAACAUCUAAGAGCAGAACAGCCUUCAGUCAUGAAUCCAGAGGAGCGAAUGGUGACUUGGUUGAUUUCCAUGGGGGCUUUAAAUUCCCCCAAAAUGAUGGUUGAGGACCCCAAGAAAUUCCUCAAGACAUCCCUCAGAGACGGAGUUGUCCUUUGCAAACUCCUUCUACGACUUCUGCCUGGCUCUAUUGAAAAGUAUUGCCUGGAGCCCAGGACCGAAGCCGACUGCCUUGGCAAUAUCCAACAGUUUUUAAACGGGUGUGCAGCGCUGAAAGUGGAGCAGUUUGAUGCCCACGAUCUCUACUCCGGAGAAAACUUCUCCAAGGUACUGACUGCCCUCUUGUCUCUCAACAAGGCCACGGAAGACCGAGGAAGUUCUACCAGGAAGCCAUGUUCUCAGCUGCCUUCUCCGUCCCCCGGUGACUGCCAGCCCCUCACCCGAGCCGCCUCCGCUCGGCUAUCCAGAGUGUUGCAGAGACAGUCAAGAGUUGGGGAGAUGACCGAAAACGGCAGUCACCAGCUGGUGGUCAAGGCCCGUUUCCAGUUUAAGCAGACCAAUGAAGAUGAGCUGACCAUCAACAAGGGGGACCUCAUUUACGUCACCCGCACGGAGGAAGGGGGCUGGUGGGAAGGGACCCUGAACGGGAAGACGGGGUGGUUCCCCAGCAACUACGUCCGAGAAAUUAAAUCCACCGAUAAACUGCUCUCUCCCAAGGCUUUGAAAGGAGCCGAAAGUCCUCAACUUACGAAGAACUACUAUGCUGUGGUGCUUCAGAACAUUUUGGAAACGGAGCGCGAGUACGCCAAGGAACUGCAGUCCCUUCUAGGAACGUACUUGAAGUCUCUCCAGUCCUAUGACAAGCUGAGCACUACAGACAUAUCCGCUCUGCUUGGAAACGUGGAGGAGAUCUGCAACUUCCAACAGACGCUCAACCAGACGCUGGAAGAAUGCGCCAGACUCCCCGAACACCAGCAAAGAGUGGGAGGUUGCUUCCUAAGCCUGAUGCCGCAAUUUGCGUCUCUGUACCUCACUUAUUGCACUAACCACCCCUCUGCGGUCAACGUCUUGACCCAUCACAGCGAUGAGUUGGAGAAGUUCAUGGAGAAUCAAGGGACGAGCUCCUCUGGGCUAUUGACCUUGACCACAAGUCUUAGCAAACCGUUCACACGGCUGGACAAAUACAUUGCCCUUCUGCAGGAACUUGAGAGACACAUGGAGGAAGCACAUCCUGAUCAUGACGACGUUUUGAAAGCCAUAGGAACCUUCAAAUCUCUCGUGUCCCAGUGUCAAGAGAUGAGGAAGAGGAAGCAACUCGAACUGCAGAUCCUUUCAGAAACCAUCCAAGGUUGGGAAGGAGAAGACAUCCGGUCCAUGGGCAACGUCCUUUAUAUGUCCCAAGCCAUGGUCCAAUAUGGAGGGAAUGAGGAGAAAGAGGAAAGAUACCUCAUGCUGUUUCCAAGCGUUCUGUUGAUGCUCUCAGCAAGUCCUUGCAUGAGUGGAUUCGUGUACAAGGGGAGACUCCCGUUAAUAGGAAUGCUGGUGACCAAAUCAGAAGAUCUGGAAGGAAACUGUCACACUUUUGAAAUCUCAGGGAGCAUGGGAGACCGUCUGACGGUACAUUGCAAUAGCGGCCAAGAUUUGCACGAAUGGCUUGACCACCUCCAAAGGCUGACCAGAGGAACCACUUUCAGUGGUACCCUCUCGAAAACCCAAUCUUGGGGGUCCCAUUCGACUUUUAGCUCUACUGGACAAUUCCGUGGCCCACUGGAACCCCCCCAGAUUCUCAAACCUUGGACCUUGAGUUGUCUCCGCCCAGCCCCUCCUCUCAGGCCCUCAGUGGCCCUCAGCUACAAAGAGAGGAUGUCCUACAUCUUAAAGGAUGCCAGCAAGAGUCCAAAGACAAUGAAGAAGUUCUUGCCCAAAAGGAAAACGGAGAGAAAGCCAUCGGAUGAGGAAUUUGUCAUUCGAAAAAGCACGGUUGCCUUAGAAGAAGAUGCUCAGAUCCUGAAGGUGAUUGAGGCCUACUGCGCAGGCGCGAGUUUACAGCAGAAUGUCACUUCAGGGUGCCGCAAAGAUUCAGUGCCCCAGGUUCUACUUCCGGAAGAGGAGAAACUAAUCAUCGAGGAAGUGAGGAGCAAUGGGCAGACGGUGGCCGAGGAGAAAAGCCUGGUGGAUACUGUCUAUGCGCUAAAAGAUGAAGUCAAAGAACUGAAACAGGAGAACAAACGAAUGAAGCAGUGUCUGGAAGAAGAGCUGAAAUCCAGGAAAGAUUUAGAAAAAUUGGUCCGGAGGUUAUUGAAGCAAACGGACGAAAGUCUCCGGGAAGAGAUGGGCCGCCGUUCCUCCGUACUGGCCUGAACCCUCAAAACCCCACUCAGGAAAGUUUUCAGCCGCGCCUCUCGUGCUUCCUCGCUCUUUCGUUUUGGGGGGGGGGGGAGAAUCACGCCUCUUUUGCUUUUCCCUUGCAGGAAAGAAAAGAUUUAAAAAAACAACAGAUAGCCCAGCUAUAUAUUUCUCCCCCUCCUCGUUCAAAAAGACUAUUUUGCAUGCUGCUCGUGGCCCUCGAAGAUUUGCUCCAAAACGGACGUCAGAAAAGUCAAAGAAACUUCUCCGGGACUUCUAAUAUUGCUCCCACCUAUCCACCCACCCACCCACCCAUCUCAUCCUAAGAUUAUACGCUCCUGGCAAGGGAUGGGUCACCACCCAGCGUGAAGAAGGUUCCUGAGUGCGAAACCCAGUUGAGAGAGGAAAUGCAAGAGGGGGAAAAACCAAAAACACCCGUACCUCCUUCCAUUCUCGUUUUGCUUUUAAAGCGUGUUUCUUUAUUUAUUGAGUGGGAGGGGAAAAAGCAGAUUCAGGUUUCUUGAAUUGCAAGCAAGCGAGAAUGGCCAAACGAUCAUUUGCACCUCUAUUUCUUUCUUUCUUUCUUUCUUUCUUUCUUUCUUUCUUUCUUUCUUUCUUUCUUUCUUUCUUUCUUUCUUUCUUGGAAUCGGGGGAAAACGAGUGUUGAGAAUUGCUGCCUUCUCCUUUGAGAUUGUGAGAAUCCCUUUCUGUGGUCUUUCCGUAGGAGAUAUUUAUGCAAAGGAUCACAGAUUUCAGAGGAUUUUCAAUUCCUCUGGGUUCACAGCUUUCGGCUCUCCUGCGAAUUAGCACGGGAUCCCUCAGGAAGGGUGUGGAAACGAAGAGAAAGCAGCCAAUGGCAUGCUUGCCUCUUCUCGCUAGUAUAGGGUCCCCUGCUUGAGCUGGGGAGUGGGGGGUUGGACUAGAAGACCUCCAAGGUCCCUUCCGUCUCUGUUCUUCUGGUUUUAUGAUUAACCGAGUCAGCCUGAUUACAGGAUCCAUCCUCCCCUUACAAUAACUCAUUCAGUUACCAUUCAAAGUUACGAAGGCAUGGGAAAAAAACGACCGAUGAACAUUUUUUCAAGUUGCCCAGCGCCCACAUUUUGAUCGCGAAACCCUGGGGCUGUUGCAGCGGUCGUAAGUGCGAGGAACGGUUGUACGUUUGUUUUUUUUAAUGCAAUGCUUCCGUAGCUUUGAAUAGCCAUUAGACAAAAGGUUGGAAGUCGAGUUACCUGUGCCCUGAGGUGGGAGAGGAGAUUAUUUUUUGAUUGCCUCCCUUUAGCAAGAGUGGAGCUGACUCCGAAAAAGUCCAGUUGGAGAUCGCCUUUGCAUUCCAGCUGUUAGCUGCUGGAAGGGGGAAAGUUGCAACUACAAACUCUCUCGCUGCAACAGCGGAUGCGUUGCGAUGCAGCCAGGAAGGGCAAAGGCAAGCAGAUUGCAAGAUAAAG
Molecule: messenger RNA, 3934 nt
Organism: Thamnophis elegans (Western terrestrial garter snake)
Lineage: Eukaryota; Metazoa; Chordata; Lepidosauria; Squamata; Natricidae
Gene: ARHGEF6
Product: Rac/Cdc42 guanine nucleotide exchange factor 6
Exons: 22
Coding region: 177-2504 (775 amino acids)
Molecular function (GO): protein binding; guanyl-nucleotide exchange factor activity
Source: RefSeq, a predicted model, not a curated record